Talaromyces atroroseus is the source of this 1251-nucleotide messenger RNA. Its product is annotated as Sphingosine N-acyltransferase lac1. Gene Ontology annotation, biological process: ceramide biosynthetic process. Bases 1 to 1251 code for a protein of 416 amino acids. Gene Ontology annotation, cellular component: membrane. Gene Ontology annotation, molecular function: sphingosine N-acyltransferase activity. The record is from RefSeq and is a predicted model, not a curated record. NCBI's taxonomy places the organism in Eukaryota, Fungi, Ascomycota, Eurotiomycetes, Eurotiales, Trichocomaceae. The transcript is spliced from 3 exons.
AUGCCAGUUACUCGAAGGAAGUCGAGUUUGGGCGCAGACAUCAGAGGCGACACUGGUGCGCCCGCAAUCUCAACAAUGGGCGUGAAUGGAGAUAUUUCCGAGCGCGGUGUCUCUACAAAGUCUGCAAAAACCCAUCACCAUAAGCGCCGAAAGUCGCGGUCUUUUCUUCGUCGCUGGAAGGACAUAUCGCUCAAGCAUACAUGGCUUACGCCUCUUGUCAUCCUGGCGGUCCUACUCCCCCUAUAUGCCGUGAACCCCAAUGAGUCGAACCCGAUGUACAGCGCGAUAUUCUUGUCUUAUCCACGCGAACCGAAGUAUCCCGGCGAGCCCGUGAUGUAUGGUAAAGGGAAGAAGGAUUUUGCUUUCGUUGCUUUCUACACCGUGGUUCUUUCCUUUACCCGCGAAUUCCUGAUGCAACGGCUGAUUCGCCCAUGGGCCAUCUACUGUGGAAUACGCAGCAAGGGCAAGGUUGUGCGCUUCAUGGAGCAGGUGUACACGGCCAUUUAUUUCGCUAUUUUUGGCCCCUUCGGUCUCUGGGUCAUGAGCCGCACCAACAUCUGGUAUUUCAAUACCACCGCGAUGUUUGAAGGGUUUCCUCACAGGGAGCAUACUGCAGAGUUCAAGGCAUACUAUCUACUGCAGGCUGCUUACUGGUUUCAACAAGCCAUCGUUUUGUUGCUGCAGUUGGAGAAACCCCGGAAAGACUUCAAGGAACUUGUCGGCCAUCACAUCAUUACGCUCGCGCUGAUUUUCUUGAGCUACCGCUUUCAUUUCACCUAUAUGGGCUUAGCAGUGUAUAUCACUCAUGAUAUUUCAGAUUUUUUCCUUGCGACCUCAAAGACCUUAAAUUAUCUGGAUUCGCCAAUCACGGGCCCUUAUUUCGCCAUGUUCGUUUCAAUCUGGAUCUACCUGCGACAUUACAUUAACUUGAAAAUCAUCUGGGCUGUCCUGACCGAGUUCAGGACUGUGGGACCUUACGAGCUGAACUGGGAGACUCAGCAAUAUAAAUGCUGGAUCAGUCAAAUCAUCACGUUCAGUCUCCUUGCCAGCCUUCAGGCGGUCAAUCUCUUUUGGCUUUUCUUGAUCUUCCGCAUCUUGAAGAACUACUUACUCGAUGAUGUGACGAGAGACGAAAGAAGCGAUGAUGAAGACGAAGACCAAGAGGUGGAUGAUGCUGCCGUCUCCAAGACCGAUGCUACUCCUAAGGUUCUCGUCAAUGGUGAACCGACGACUGAACGCAAAAGCAAAUAA